AUGUCAGAACGAGAUAAACAGUCAAUGCCACCUCCCUCGUCGUUAUGGACAACCACAUCUACGACUUCUCAGAAUUCAUCCGGAGAUACCACCGAUACUCAAUCUUAUGAACGUAGUCAAUCGGUCUCUUCUCAAUCACCAAAUCCAGAUUCAAACACUAGUGCUAAACGACCUCGAAUUGAAAUUGGAGAAACGGAAACAUUCCAUUCUUCUGAAAUAAGUUCUUCAACAUCUACAACCCCAUCAGGCCAGAGUCAAAGUCAUGGUCAACAAUCGAAUUUGAGACCUUCAAUUAUACCUAGCACUAGUGGAAGUAGUCUCAGAUCUUCUCCUUAUUGGCAUGACGACAUGAGUGUCAAUCGACAUCGAUAUCCACCCCAACAUUCUCCUUAUUCUCAACCUUUGCCUGGUCCAGCUCAAUCACCACUUUUCCCCUUUCCUACCUCUAUCGGAUAUCUUCCUCCGCCUCCGCCUUUACCUCAUACAUAUGGGCCUGACCAACCAUUCUCGAUCCCCAGCAGUACCUCCAGCACUUCUUUGAAAUAUAAUCCAAUCGCUGGACCCGCACCUGUUGUGAGCCAAUCCUCAAGUCACAGUAGACCUCCUACACCUAUAACGCCACAUGCACCUGGUGGAUUCCCCAAUCCUAAUCCCAAUUCCAAUCCCAAUCAAGAUUUCCAUCCUUCCUCUUCUGGCGGUGGACAUGGAUUGGCAUAUCCAACUUAUCCGCAACCUCAGCACUACGUUCAUCAUCCUAUACCUACUUAUAUACCUCCUUCUAUCCAAUCACAAAAUUCCGGUUCAAGACCUGGUCCAUUGAUGACAACUUCGAUACUUCAUGCACCAUCUACUGCAAGCAGUUCCUCAAACUCGCCUACACCAAUCGCCACAGGAACAGCAGCGGCCUAUCAACCAUCACCUUCACCGCCACUUCAAUCUGUCGUUAACGCCGUACCAUCUUCGACGUCAACGUCAAAUGUUCAAGAUUCACCUAUACCUUCUCUCGAACAGAUUGAGUCGACUUCGACUUUGACUUCGACCACGACGGUGAAGCCAAAAGGUAAACAUAAAGGUAUACCUGGACCUAAAGCCAGGAUACCUACGGAAGCUAAGAUUGCGAUUGCUGAACAUAUCAUCAGUAAGGGUGUGGCUAUGGCGAACCUCGAUGAAUUGGCUCAGAUGACCGGUCUGACGAAACAACAGAUCAAAUCACAAUUGGUCGAUAAUCGUCAGAACGUCCGAAAACAACUGAGCGAGCUCGCAAGGGGAUUACAGUAA
This is a messenger RNA of Kwoniella mangroviensis CBS 8507, 1278 nucleotides long. RefSeq lists its product as uncharacterized. Lineage: Eukaryota; Fungi; Basidiomycota; Tremellomycetes; Tremellales; Cryptococcaceae. The transcript is spliced from 2 exons. The record is from RefSeq and is a predicted model, not a curated record. Bases 1 to 1278 code for a protein of 425 amino acids.